Messenger RNA from Aureobasidium namibiae CBS 147.97, 2385 nucleotides. RefSeq lists its product as uncharacterized. NCBI's taxonomy places the organism in Eukaryota, Fungi, Ascomycota, Dothideomycetes, Dothideales, Saccotheciaceae. The record is from RefSeq and is a predicted model, not a curated record. The transcript is spliced from 4 exons. Gene Ontology annotation, molecular function: actin binding; small GTPase binding. Gene Ontology annotation, biological process: actin cytoskeleton organization. The coding region runs from base 1 to 2385 and encodes 794 amino acids.
AUGGUCCCCCUGCUGCCUCCGGACCACCCUCACUCAACCACGCAAUCCACUGAAGACGACCGCUCUAGCAGGCAAACCAACAAGGAUAAUGCACCACCACACAAACGCUCCAAGAGUACUGUGUCACUACGAUCACUGGGUAGAGACAAGGAAAAGGACAAGGAGAGAAAGAGUCGCAAGGAACGGGAAAAGGAAAAACAGAGUCAGCGUGCCACAAACGACCCCGACAACCGCGAUGGUCGAACACGCAUGAAGAAGACAAAGUCGUCAACCAGCCUUCGAGGCUUACUCGGCAAGAUGAAUCGCUCAUCCAAGGACCUCGGCGACACUGUCCACGACAAGGAAAAUCUAAGCCCACCACUCCCGGCUGUCGAUCCCACCGUAACCUCGCAUUGGCCUCAAAAUCCGCCCGUCGCUCAACAUCUUAACGCAGAGAUUGAUCGCUACACUCCAAGAGACUACACUCCCUCCAAGCAGCGCGACUUUGCUGCCUACGGCCAGCCCGCCCUCUCGAGACCCUCCUCUUCUGGACGUCCCAAAAGUAUGGUCAUUCCGGGCUCGACCUCCUUUCUCGAUAUGCUUAACCGUCCCGCCAGUCGCGACCAUGAUCGAGAGCGUUCUCAGCUCGAUUCGCGCCGUACGAAUAACUCACGAGGCAGUCGCGAGAGCUUCGAAGACGGCAAACAGUCUUUUGGUCGCAAAGUGAGCUCCAGCAGCAACGAACGUCCUGCGCCGAAGUCUCUGGCGAACAUCCCCAAACGUGGCCCAAGGGUCAUGGCUGCCGUAGCUGCGUUCGACGAAAAGGCCAGGGAGGGUGUCAUAAUAAAGGAUGACCAGAAAUUGGAUCCCAAAACCGUCGAUGCUGCUUUUGAGGCUGUCUUGGACUCACGCAACAUCCCAGAGAACAUGCGGCAAAAGAUGCGUACCUUGACACUCCGGGUCAAAGCUGACUUUGUCAAACAAGACAAGGGUGCUCUUAGUCCUACUAAACCAGAAUCCAGACUCCCGUUCUUCCAUGAUGAGCCUGUUCAACAACAGACUGCCGAUUCCGGCGAAGAGGAAGUCAAGGAGGAUUUAUCAAAACGGUCAAGAUCGAGAAGUAAGACUUUCACGCUGACCAGAAGUGAUGACACUUCCAAGAAAUCAAAGUCGGACAGCCGACCCAACUCGAUUCAUAUCCCAAGAUCAUCCGGCACAUUACCCAAGCACUUUGUUCCUUCUUCACCUGGUCGGGGACCACAAGCUGCUUGUCCCGACGAAUUCGUAGCCUACCUUGACAACGUACGUGAUCCUGUCCAGAUGGAAGUUGGUCGGCUACACAAGUUGCGUCUCUUGCUUCGGAAUGAGACCGUUGCUUGGGUUGACAACUUCAUAUCGCUUGGUGGCAUGGCUCAAGUUGUGGAUCUACUUCAUCGCAUCAUGCAAAUUGAAUGGCGCGAAGAGCAUGAAGAUCAGCUACUUCACGAGGCUCUGCUCUGCUUGAAGGGACUUUGCACUACAGAAGUUGCUCUCAAGAACUUGGCCGCGUUGGCGGACGCACUCUUCCCCAAACUCCUGGCCAUGAUUUUCGAUGAAGAGAAAAAGGGACCUAGCGAGUUCACUACCAGGGGUAUAAUUAUCAACAUUCUUUUUGCAUACCUGGGCGCAGCACGAAAUGGCGGACCAUACGACCUUGCUCAACGAGCUCGUGUGAUUCUAGCCUAUCUUGCAGAUCCUCAAAAGCCCGAAGACGCACAGCCAGUAUCCUUUGUACUCAGCAUGCGGCAAUCCAGACCGUACAAAGUAUGGUGCACAGAAGUCAGUAAUGUGACCAAGGAAGUGUUCUGGAUUUUCCUGCACCACCUUAACGUCAUACCGCUUCCAAAGAAAGAAAUGAUUACGCCCGGUCAAACCUAUGCUGAGAGAUUCUUCCCUGGAGACCGCCCACCUGUUCCAGCUGCGCCCUACAUUGGUGGAGUCGAAUGGGAUGCAACUACAUACAUGACGUCGCACCUAGAUCUUGUCAAUGGACUCAUUGCUUCACUACCGAGCAGGGAAGACCGCAACCAAUUGCGUUCAGAACUCAAGACCAGUGGGUGGGAGAAGAUGAUGGGCGGCACCAUGCGUACAUGCAAAGAGAAGUUCUACUGCGGUGUACAUUCUGGCUUGCAGAAUUGGAUAGCCGCCGCUCAAGCCGAUGGAUGGGACAUUGACUACGUGCGCUAUGGGCCGAGCAAAGAAGAAAUGGCGGCGUCGAGCCCAAAGAAGAGUCCGAGAAAGACGGAAGCACCGCCGCAGAUUGGUUUUCCCAUCAUACAGAUGCCCAAGCUAACGCUGGGAUUGGAUCGGUCCAACUCGACGCCUGCCUUUAACGCCAGUAACGGUAACGAUGGAUGGUUGGUUUGA